GUUCUCCUCUCUCCAGCAGCAAACAUGGCAGACGGUGCAGCUUGUGUCGAUUGUCAGCCAGACGCUCUUCAGCCAACGGUCUCUGCGCCACAGCCGACUACAGCGGCACAGGGCCUUUUGGACCCGAGCACGUUCAUUCCGCCUUCGUCGCCUGUCUCGCCCAGCGUCACCAUCGAGUUCUGCGACAGGUGUCGAUGGCUGCACAGAGCGACAUGGGUCUCAACAGAGCUCUUCCUCACUUUCCCCACGCCAUCUCUGAAAUCGAUUACUGUCUUGCCAUUGAAUGCGGAAGAAACGGCCGGUUGCUUCCGCGUGUGGCUCUUUUUGGAUGGCAAACCGCCCGUCUUGGUGUGGGACAGGAAGGUCGAAGGAAGCUUCCCAGAGCUCAAAGUUCUUAAACAGCGCAUCAGGGACCAUGUCCAGCCCGGCAAGUCACUCGGCCACUCUGACAAGUAAGCCCGAUGCCUGGCCUGGCUGACAUGUGUACAACACCUCGCAUCUUUCUCCCAUGUAUGUAUCGAUAACACGC
Messenger RNA from Trametes versicolor FP-101664 SS1, 529 nucleotides. RefSeq lists its product as uncharacterized. The coding region runs from base 25 to 456 and encodes 143 amino acids. The record is from RefSeq and is a predicted model, not a curated record. The transcript is spliced from 4 exons. NCBI's taxonomy places the organism in Eukaryota, Fungi, Basidiomycota, Agaricomycetes, Polyporales, Polyporaceae.